AGUACAUUCUCAUCCUUGCACGCGGAGAACCCAAUCAUUGGUUCACACAGAUCCUAGCGGAAGCUAGAUAGGUAGCCAUGUCGUCGCUUUGCACAUCGGACACCACAAUGGAACCUCAACUUUUGAUUCCCAACCGCGCAUCUUCGCUCGAGUUUACGAAAAAGCUUAGCAUUUCUAGCCUUCGUAGUCCCGAUACGAGCUCGUCUUCUCUACGCACCAUUCCUAACACUUCAGCACGGAAUAGUGUCCUAGAUGAUGAUUAUUCGUUAGACUACUCGAAGGCAAAAGAUAGCCCAGCGCUUACGUCACCUCGUCUUCCAGAGAGAAGAUUAUACACGCCCGAAACGAGUCAAAGAGCCACAGUGGGCUCUUCAGUUGUCCAAGAUACGAUGUCCUACGUCCAGCGUUGGGCUGGCCUGACGCGUACUGUAGGCAAUUGGGAUGGCUUGCGAAGAGAUCCCGAAUUAUGGGUCGAAGAUGGCGAUUGUUACGUACAUCUCUAUGCGCAAGGAGCAUCUCGUAGAGGGCCAUCUUUUCGUGUACCGUACAGAGCCCUCCGACAGAAGAAGUGCGGUGCCAUGCUCGAUCUCUGCGACGCACACCUCGUAUCGGCCGACGGGGUUUACUUGCAGCAACUGAGCGCAUGCUCUAAUUUCUCCAACAACUCGAAGUACCAAUCAAAUACAGUCGAGCUGUUCGUUCCAUCUCCUGAGCGAGCUUCCCGGCAAGAAUCGUUCCAGUGGCACCUCACCACUCGCAACUUUUUCGCCUUUAUCCUGGGUAAGCCGUUAGUAGGGUUUCACAUGGGCCGGGCGUUCGUAGAUCUUCAAGACAGGAUGCGACUAUUCCGAACCGGGCAAACCAACAACCAUCAAGAUUUUCUCGAAUACGCGGAGUGCCAGGGCUAUCGAGACCUCGUCGAAGUCACCGACUACGCUCUUGCAAGUUUGUUCUACGCCGAACACUAUAAACUGAGAGAUGUUUGGGUUGAUGCAUUUGCUCACUGCGUUGGCAUGAAUGACAGUCUUAUUUGUAGUCCAGAGUACCAACUCAAUUCUAGAUUGACGAAGGCGCUGGUAACGCGAGCUCAUCUCGAAGUCGACGUCCAUCUUGGCCAUGUUUCCGUUGCACUUGGUAGUUUCCUCGAGGAUGACCUCUCUUCAACCUACCUCGGACUCACCGCGGGAACUAGAAGCCAACUGAUCCGGUUUCGCAGAUUUUUGCACAAUUUCUACACCAAGAAGUUCGGCUAUUGGCCACCACCAAGAGGAGCUUCGUUUCCCAAAGCCUUGUACAGAUCCAUGUUCUACGACUUUCAAAACCUGUACGAUUAUCUUGUCGAUUCCGAAUCAUCGAACGAUAUAUUGUUACAGAAGCCGGCCAGCGGCGGCAUAUGUGUACUGCAAAAUGUGGAUAACUUCGACAAACGACAUGGAUUCAUCGCACAACCGCACCCUCUACCUUUGUUACCGAAGGACGCGCCAUCCGGUGGGAGAAUGGAGUUGCAGAACACCUUCAGACAGCUGACCGCUACAUCUCAGUACACCAAAACAAACAGAGUCCAAAACAUGAGCGCUGCUCUCGCAACAGCAACAAAUACGUUCAACACAGACGUUACCAAUUCCAAAAUCGUUCGGGGAUAUAUGCGUUUCGAAGAAACGUGCGCUGAGCAUGUAUUGAGUCAGCGCGAACACAAAGUUUCGGCGGGUGAUGCACGCAAGGUCAGAUGGCUUCUGAUUUAUGGUGUUCUUCAAUACCUAGUCUCCGCGCUUCGUGCGCCAAAGGAAGUCCGCGAUCCGGAUACUCCAGACUAUCCACUGUGCUGUUUCGUAAAUGGAAAGAGCUCAUGGAAUUUCGAAUCUGCAGUGUCAACUCCUACUGCCAUUGCCUCGCCGAUAUACCCACUACCGAUUGAAGACUGUCAUUUUGACUCGGUAGUAAAUUCCCCGAUAGAGCCUGACUGCCAGAGAGAGGACUACUUCACGUCACGCGCCUCGAGCAGACGUGCAUCAGUGGAUCUGUCAGCGCCUCAGAAGCCAGUGUCCCCUAUCCAUCACUCUGGAAUUCGCUCCUUUGGGACUAUGUCGCUCACUGGCCGAAACUCACGCAGAAACAGCCUAACUGCUAAUUCACGCUGCUAUCCCGAUAUCAUGGUCCACGGUCACGUAAAUAGACCAAGUGACAGAAAGUCUAGACCGUCAACUACGGCCAUCCCUCAUCAUGAGCCUGCGUUCCGUUCCCGGCGAUCUUCAAUCGCUGUCUCGCCGAAUGAUACUACUUCUCAAACCUCGUGGCUGAGACCCUUGACACCGCCAGCUCUGCAUAACAAACGAGCCCUGGCGACCGGGAUCUCCCGUCAUGCGGAGGUACCAGCACCGCCUCUACACUCACACCAGUUCGGUCUGCCCAACCAACACACGACUACUGAAGAAGGGAAUCGGCCCCUCAGCCGGUCCGAAAGCACCAGCUCGACAGCGAGUCAAACAUGGAGCGACGGCGCAAGUGCCACAUCAUCCAAGACCAGCGCAGGCGGAGCAAGCAUAGAGUACAAGCCCAGCGCCGCCGAGCACAGUGGUCUCCUAGGCGGUCUCAUGCCCGUGGAGAGCACUCCCAUCUCGAACACGCGCACAGAGGCUUCCAAAAAACCCGCCAAGCCCGCAACGGUCGCGCAACGCACCGGCUUCAGCUUUGGCUUCGAAACCGAGACGCCCAUGUCGUCUAGCCUCAACAAUAUUUCAUCUUCUACCGUCGUUCCAGAUGAUUACACAAUAGGCAUUGCGUUCUCGGCACCCCCUUCGCCACGCAUGCUCGCCAUUGUUGAUCCAACGCUGGAUUUCACGCCUGUUGCUGCGUCGCCGUUGGACGUUGAGGAUACACCCCGUGCCUCGCAAUCCAUCGCCAUCAAUCCUGUAGUAUCUCCACCACCCACCUCGACGCCAACAACAGCAACACAAAAAAGGAGAUGCAGCAUUAGCACCCCCACAGCACCAAUCCGAAAGCCAAAAGACGCGCCAAAAUCCAAGAACAGAUUCAGCGCCCACUCGCUCCUGAGUAGCGCCAUGCCACCGAAAGCAUCGCAGCCAUCUAAGGCACCCCCCUUAAAGACGGAUAAGGAGCAGGAAGCUGGAAUGGGGAAGAGGAUACGCACGUUCAUUCGGGCCUAUCCCGGCUUCUAGAACUUUCUUCGCUCUACCUGCCUGGUGACCGAGAGAGUGCAAUCUCUGGUUUCAAUGCAGCAGUCUAUGUUUUUUAACCUUGUUUCGAAUAUGUCCUGCGUUUUUUGUAUGGGUAAUUUGCAGUAUGGCGUUUUCUUUUGGGAGGGGGGAGGGGUUCUGCUUUUCCACUCAUGAAUUUGUCAUAUACCCACCUUACCUACACUGCACUAUACUAUACUAGCGGCAUGGAUUUGGAAUACUACUUACUACAUUGAUAUUCACCAGUUCUGUCAUGCUGUGUUUUGUUUAUGCCUUCCAUAUCUCAAGCUUUGAUUAUUCGUCUGAGAUCCUCCC
Dothidotthia symphoricarpi CBS 119687 is the source of this 3509-nucleotide messenger RNA. RefSeq lists its product as uncharacterized. The record is from RefSeq and is a predicted model, not a curated record. The transcript has 3 exons. The coding region runs from base 78 to 3176 and encodes 1032 amino acids. Lineage: Eukaryota; Fungi; Ascomycota; Dothideomycetes; Pleosporales; Dothidotthiaceae.